This is a messenger RNA of Cuscuta epithymum, 913 nucleotides long. The record is from the annotation of a GenBank genome assembly. NCBI's taxonomy places the organism in Eukaryota, Viridiplantae, Streptophyta, Magnoliopsida, Solanales, Convolvulaceae.
CACGCUGAGUGCCUGAAGACAAGGAAGGCCAAGGCGGCUGCUGCUAAAGCCGCAAUGGCGAAAGCCAAGAAUGCCCUCGCCUCGGAUUCAAACUCCUCGGCUUCUGAUGCUGCCCGACGAACUGCUGAGGGUGAGCAGCACUUAAUUGCCACCAUGCUGGCUCAGGGUUCUGGGGCCCCUGCUCUCGAAGCUGCCCCUCCACCGCCGGUCAUCCCCUCGAAGGCGGCUCCUCAUAAGGGGACGGAGAAGGUCCCCGAGAAGAAGCAGAAGAGGGGCCGUGAGGCAGUCUCCUCCGGGCCUCUGCUCGAAGACGCCGGCUCCCUGCCUUUGAGCCGUCCGGCGGAAGACCUUUGGAGGGAGAUGGCCCUCAAGGCCGGUCUUGAGUUGCCCCGCCGUUCGUCGUCUGAGGCGACCAGUGCUGCCUUGGCAGCCGCUCUUCAGUCUGGGCUUCUGGUCCUUCAGGCUGAGGCUGCUAGGGAGGCCGACCUGAAAGAGGUUAAGGCCAAGGCCGAGGCAGCCGUUGCUGCAGCUCGGGAGGCCGCCCGCCGAGCCGAGGCGGAAUCUGCGGCCAAGGAGAAGGAGAUCGCCGCCCUGCAAGCAGAAUCCCGCCAGCAGCUGGUUAGCCUUGAGAAAGCUGGCUUCAAGCUUGUCCCGGUGCACCCUGCUGCAAAGGAUGCCAGUCCGGAGUGGCUGGUUGAUACCUCCGGCUACCGGAACACUGGGGAGUUCAUGGACUCCGCCAAGGACUACUGCGCCGGGGCCUUCGGGGACGUGUUCUCUGCGGCGCUACCAAAGAUUCCGCCCCGGCAACGUCUGGCAUGCAGCGUCCGGAUCUUGGAGAGCUCUCCCCUGUCCCACAAGUUCCUCUACGAGGUCGGCUACAGUACCUUCGCCGCUGGCUACAAUGAGGGGG